Molecule: messenger RNA, 4012 nt
Organism: Vigna angularis (adzuki bean)
Lineage: Eukaryota; Viridiplantae; Streptophyta; Magnoliopsida; Fabales; Fabaceae
Product: putative disease resistance RPP13-like protein 1
Exons: 2
Coding region: 250-3753 (1167 amino acids)
Biological process (GO): defense response to other organism
Molecular function (GO): protein binding; ADP binding
Source: RefSeq, a predicted model, not a curated record
AAUUUGAACAUUGACUAUAUCAUAACCACUCGUUCCUUCAAGCUAGUUGAGUACAGUUUAUCAAUAACAGAGGGCUGUCGGAAGACUCAAGUUGACGACGAACCAUCAAGGAAAAUAUGUUCACCUCAAGGCCAUCAUUCAAAAAAUAGCUUAUCACUUUUAUUUCCAUUGCACUGUACCCAAUCAAAGGCAUAAGCUUCACUUGAAAAUACUCACUUUCAUUCAUCCACUUCCUUUUCUGUUCUUACCAUGGCAUCAGAAAUGGUUAUCGGUGUUCUUGUUUCUACUUUCGUUCAGAGAACUAUCGACACUUUGGCUGCCCGUCUUGUCCACAUAUUUCGUCAAAGAAAACACAAGAAGCAACUCAACAACUUGAAGAUGAAGCUCCUUGCCAUUGAUGUUGUGGCUCUUGAUGCAGAACAAAAGCAGUUCAAAGAUCCACGCGUCAGAGACUGGCUUCUCAGAGCCAAAGAUGCUGUGUUUGAUGCAGAGGAUCUCUUGGAUGAGAUAGAUUAUGAACUCUCCAAAAGCCAGGCGGAAGCUGAGUCUCAGAGUGCUACUAACAAGGUGUGGAAUUCCCUGAAUUCUUCUUUUGUCAGUUUCUUUGAAAUAGAAAUUGAAUCCAAGAUGGAACAAGUCAUUGAGGACCUAGAAGAUCUUGCAAACGAAAGCUAUAUUCUAGGUUUGGAAAAGAGUGCUGGUGUUGGGGUUGGAUCAAGAUCGGGUAGUAAAUUAACAUAUACAUCUUUGCCAAAUGAAAGUGUUAUCUAUGGCAGAGAUGAUGACAAAGAAUCUAUCUUUAACUGGCUCACUUCUGAACUUACAUCCGACACUGACAUCAACCUAUCUAUACUUUCUAUUGUGGGUAUGGGUGGAUUGGGUAAAACCUCACUUGCCCAACAUGUAUUCAAUGACCCAAGGAUUGAAGGUAAAUUUCAUAUCAAAGCUUGGGUAAGUGUCCCACAAGAAUUUGAUGUUCUCAAUGUAUCAAAAGCAAUUCUUGAGGGUGUUUCAACAUCACCUGUUGAUAGUACAAAUCUUGAGGGAGUUCACAAAAAAUUGAAAGAAAAAUUGACGGGGAAGAAAUUUCUUCUUGUUUUGGAUGACAAUUGGAACGAAAACAAAUCCAAAUGGGAACAAGUGCAGAAAGCUCUUGAGUUUGGGGCCCCAGGAAGUAGGCUUCUUGUCACUACACGAAGUGAGAAGGUUGUUGUUACCAUGCGAUCAGAAAAGCACCUCCUACAAGUACUAAGAAAAGAUUAUUGUUGGGACUUAUUCGCAAAACAUGCAUUCAAUUCUCAACUAGAUCCAGAUUUCGUGGAGAUUGGUAAGAAGAUAGUUGAGAAAUGUAAUGGGCUUCCUUUAGCCUUGAAAACAAUGGGAAGUCUAUUAUACAAUAAGGCAUCCCUUGGCGAAUGGGAAAGCAUUAUGAAAAGUGAGAUGUGGGAUUUUUCAGAAAAUGAAAGUGACAUACUCCCUGCUUUAAAACUGAGUUAUCUCCACCUUCCUUCUCAUCUAAAGAAAUGUUUUGCUUCUUGUGCCUUAUUUCCCAAGGGUUGUGUGUUUGACAAGCAGUGUAUAAUUCAACUGUGGAUGGCUGAAAAUUUUCUGGAAAGCCCUACGACGAAGAGUCCUAAAGAAGUUGGUGAACAGUAUUUCAACGAUCUAUUAUCAUGGUCUUUCUUUCAACAAUCAAACAAGGAAGAGGAAAAUGCUUUUAUCAUGCAUGACCUUUUUAUUGAUUUAGCAAAAUACCUUUGUCAAGACAUUUGCAUCAGGUUAGGAGUCGAUGAACCCCAAGGAAUACACAAAAGAACUCGUCAUUUUUCAUUUGCAACCGAUCUUAUUCGAAUUUUUGAUGGGUUUGGAAAUUUGAUUGACUAUCGAAAGUUGCAUACAUUUGUACAAAAAAGGUGGAGAAGGUAUCCUCCUCCUAGGUCCUUUUGGCGGUGCAAUACGUCGAUAGAUGACUUGUUUUCAAAAUUCAAGUACAUACGCGUCUUAUCACUGAAGGACCUUAUGUUUACAGAGGUGCCUAAAUCUAUUGGAAAUCUUAAGCAUCUUCGUUCAUUAGAUCUCUCUAAUACUGCAAUAGAAGAACUACCCGACUCUAUAGGUUUACUCUACAAGUUGCAAACACUGAAGCUAAACCGUUGUGAAAGAUUAAAGGAGCUUCCUUCAUGUUUUCUUCAACUCGACAAAUUGUGUUUCCUAGAACUAUUAAAUACUGAAGUGAAAAAUGUGCAUAUUUUGGGAGAGCUGAAGAAUCUCCAAGUAUUGAUGAAUUCGUUUUGUGUUGACAUACAUAAGGAACUCAGUAUUCAACAAUUGGGACAAAUCAAUCUUCACGGAAGUUUAUCCAUUAGUGGGCUGCAAAAUAUUGAGGAUCCCUCUCAUGCAUCAGAAGCAUACCUGAAGAACAAACCACACCUUGUGGAGUUAGAGUUCAAUUGGAAUUGGAGUUUCAGCUCCUCUGUUGAUUCAAGUGACAGUUCCUCUGAUGAUUCAACAAAAGAUAAGGAUGUAAUUGAGAAUCUACAACCCUCAAAACACUUGAAGAAGUUGUCAAUAAGUAGCUAUAUGGGUAAACAAUUUCCAAAUUGGUUAUUUGAUAAUUCAUUACCAAAUCUGGUGUCCUUAGUGUUGAAGGACUGUGAAUACUGCGAACGUUUACCUCCCCUUGGACUUUUGCCAUCUCUUAAGGACUUGAGAAUUGAAAAACUUCAUGGGAUAGUGAGUAUUGAUGCUGAUUUUUAUGGGAACAAUUCUUCUUCCUUUAAAUCCCUUGAGAAAUUAUAUUUCUUCGAUAUGAAAGAAUGGGAAAAAUGGGAAUGUAAAGUUGUGACAGGUGCUUUUCCACGUCUACAAAAGCUAUGCAUAAAGGGUUGUCCCAAGCUGCAAGGACAGCUGCCAGAGCUACUUGUUCGUUUGGAAAAACUAAUCAUUAGAGACUGCGAAAAACUUGAGGCUGUCGCUCCCAGGGCUCUAGAUAUAAAACUGAAAGAAAGUGCAAAGGUGUUGUUUGAUUGGGCUACAGUGAAAAGCCUCGAAUUGACUGGGUACAUCAUGGAAGCAUCAUUCUUGGAUAUGGUUCAGAAAAACAUACCUGACAAUUCUAUUCAACGCUUGGAGAUUUAUGGAUCCAGUUUUAGUCCUCCUCCAAAUAUUGGUCUGUGGACCUUUCCACUACAUUUCUUCCCGACACUAAAGACGCUUGUUCUCUGGCGGUUAAAUAGUUUACAGAUGAUUUCUCAAAAUCACGCACUGGAGUGUCUGGAUAUCAGUCGGUGCCCUAAAAUUGAAUCAUUGCCUGAAAACAGGGAUAUGCUCAAGAGUUUAUACAUUGAGGAUUGUCCAAUACUUAAGCCUUUCAAUAAGGGAGGUUUAGCAUCAAAUCUAGAAGAGAUGACACUCAGGAAAUGCUCUAGACUUGUUGGCUCACUGAAAGGAGCUUUCGGAGACAAUCCGUCUUUGAAAACGUUACAUAUUGAUUAUCUGGAUGCCGAAUGUUUUCCUGAUGAAGGUUUGCUUCCACUCUCUCUUACUAAACUAGUCAUCCGUAAUUUUCCAAAUCUACAAAAACUGGACUACAGGGUUCUCAAUCAACUCUCAUCUCUUAAAAGUCUAACCCUUUGGAACUGCCCCAAGCUUCAACCCUUACCAGAGGAGGGUCUUCCUAUAUCAAUUUCAGAUCAUUCUAAAGUUUUAUGUUCAUUGUCGGAAGCCCGUAUCAUGGAAAUGUUCCCGAGAUAGGAGAAUUUGAAGGAGGACGUGAUUAAGCAGUAGAAUGAGGUUAUUGAACAGUACAACAACGUUGUUCACCAAGAAGAUGAUGAAGUGGUUAGAGAUCUUGUUGUUUUCAAUUACAGUCUGAAGUUUUUUAUCAUGUUAGAACUUUUAAUCAAUCUUACAAUAUUUCUUAAACAAUAUUAUGUAAUUAUUUUUAUAUUUAAUUGUAAUUAUUAACAAAUGUAUUUUAUUUUAAAUUAUUAAUAAAAUUAAUUUUAGUUAA